CAUACGAUGACGAUGAUUUUGCUAGGGCCCAAUUCCCAUUUCGGUGACACUACAUGAUCAUUAUUAUUAGUUUAGUGUUCAAAGGUUGAUUACACUCCUGCCUGCAUUGUUACUUAGAGAGGUAGGGGCAAGGUUUCAUGAUAUCGAGUUUUCGCGCUAUAACUCGUGUUGUAUGGCUCAUGUUGCAGCACACACUGCCGCGGUAAGUUUGACUUUUAGUCUCGUGACAUUAGAUAAUACGGUAAGGUAGAGACGAACUUUGAUUUGAAAUUACUGACUGAUUGAUUGGUUAGAUCAAUACGUUUAGUUGUACAGUUUCGGUUAGCUGCUAAUUGAGCUGAGAAUAUACACGCAUGUCAUCGGGAGAUUUACUCAAACGGCGAAUAGACAUCACGACAACCCUUGUAUAUAUCCGUGUGGUUGCCUGCGGCGACCAGGUUGCCCAUUCUCGUAGUAUUACGGUAUCGUCAGCUAGUUUAAUAAUGAUCCCAAUCUCCCACUUUUGAGGGGGCCGCAAUAGAAAUCCUUGAGGAGAUGGCACAAAUUUUCCUCAAGCUUUGGGGAAAACUACCAAGUUUCUUACGACUCUGAUGAGAACCCCAAAAUAGGAAGAUUGGGGUAUGUCUAAUUAGAACCUGAACUAUUGACAGAGGCGGUUGUAUGAUAAUCAUAUUCAGUACCUGUGUACAGGUGAGCGUAUACCCAUUGUUUCACAUAGAGUUAAUCGUUUUUGUCUUAUCAAGGUAGAAAUACAAUAGAUCCUGUUUUCCAACAUAUACGACCUAUCCUUCUUGUUGAUCAUCAUUAGGGUUCUUGUUAUCUAUGUAGUAAAAAUUGUUACGCGCACUCAAUUUCUAAAUAAGAUUGGGUGUUAUUUAAGCUUGCUCUUUUGCAUAAAGCAGGGUUUUUCUGAGUAAAUAAGGUUAAUCUAGUGAGUAAAUUAUCAAACUUGUAUGUUUGACUAAAAACCUGGAGUAACAGUUGUGGUUUGGAGAUUAUUGAUCGCCGCUUACCCUUCAAGAUAAUUGCUUAUCAACAUUUACCGAAACACUUCACUGGCUUAAUGGGAAGACAGCUUCGUGGUAAAAACCCAUGUUAGCUGCGCUGAUUUUAUUCUGAAGAAUUUUUGCAGAUACCCUUUUAAAGCUGUAUAAGAAAUUUGCUUUUUCUCAACUAGUCAUAACAGUUAUAUGUUCAAAAUCUGCCUUAGUAAAUUCUUAACCUGAUUUUCCGUAGAUCAUCUGUAUUAGUUGGGCAACAUUUGUGAGCCUGAACUCGUACUUUUAAGUGUCACUUUAAACUGAACGAAUGAUUACAAAAGUAUCACCAACAUCGCAGCUUAUCUGUACGGUGACAUCUCCAGAUACGUCAGUCAGUCAGCAACAACGUAGGACUUUGUACGUAUGUAUAUCAGUUCAAGUUGCCAUGCUACAGCAGUGAUACAAUUUUAUAUUCAAAUCCCAUAGUGGUAGAUGUAGUAAAAGUAUAAGCAGUAAUCGGAAAGAUGAAGGUUUGAAGAUGUUAUUUAAGGAGUAUAAUCUAGUGAAAUAAAUUUGGAAAGAGGAAAAAAGGACAUGAAGAAAUCAGGAGAUUAGAAUUUGGGAGAACACAAAGAGAAGAUGCACCUGCGCCAUUGCAAACGAUUUUGAACCAUGUCAUUCAAGGUCUGUAACCAUCUGUUGCUAUCAUCUCACGGAUCCCAACCGGGUAGUCUACACCUACCAACAUGGUUCAGUCUACUUGUCAGUGACUUCAUGGAUUUGUGCCAUAUUUUGGUCCGGUCUCCCAUAGCUUUCUUCCAACCGUAGCUGCUACCUUGACGUGGUGGUCGGGCUCACCUAUGGUGAUGACCCAACCGAGCCAUGUUGGCUGUAGGUUCGACCAUGUCAGGCUAGUCGACUGGAGAGCGGUAAGACUAAAAGUAGCAACUCAAGGUCUGAGGGCGGAGUACUGUUGACAGUAGAGAGAUGUGACAGCAGUAAGUGUUUCCCUCGGACAACCAGCAUCUGCAGCGAUGCUGCUUUGUCAAAAAGAAGGAAAAGAUUAGAAAAGGUAGACCCUAAAAAUGUCACACUUCGCGGAUUUUCGUCUCCGGCGGUAAGGCUUUUUGAAAAACGGAGCUAUCACGUUAAGAACUUCCCACAAAGGCUGUGCGUGACUGGCCUCAAGCAGUUGUCCCUUGGGCUGUACAGUCACGCUCCCAGGUCGUUAAGACCAACGCUAACCCAUCUUUGGAUAGUGAUUUUCCUUAACGUUUGUAUUCGUUACAGGUUGCAAAGCCUUAGAAUGACUUUCUCCAGACAAAUGUAUUCGAUUAACCUAUUACGGACAGGUUGGCUGCAUUAUUAUGUUAGCAAUCGGUACUCAGUAGUUCCAGUCACUGGAUUAUCCGAAGCAUCAGUAGCUAGUGACCAGGAAUCUGAAACUAAUUCCAACAAACUUAAAUCCCUCAAUUUCUCCGUGAAUUCAGUUACGUUACUCGGGACUGUCAUCGGAAUAAAAACAUUCCCAAUGCAAAAAACUCCAGAUCGCAACUGGACUCUGAUAUUUUUGAAAACCCAAUCACCCAGAUAUAUAAAUGCUGAAAAUAAAUAUUUAACGGAGACUUCUGAUGCGGAUGAAUAUGAUUUGAAAUUUAAAAUGGCAUGGUACAGUACAUCGAAUAGAGUCCAUGUUUUCAGUCCUAAAUUGGUCUGCGCCCUUAGAGAUGUUAAACUUGGUGAACGUUUACUAGUCACUGGAUUUCUUUCUUAUUAUCAAUCACCUAAACCUGAUGGAACGACUCAAAGAAACUGCUGCGUCACGGCUCAGCGCAUCGCUCAUAUGGGUUGGUCUAGUGAUUAUCAACCCAGUGAGAACCUGGCGGAAGUUUUUGAAACAUAAAUUCUAGAAGAUUUAUCACUAUGUGUCUCACAACAUAUAUAUUUUAUCUUCCCAUUAAUGCCAUCACAUCCAUCCAGCAAUCAAAAACUAAACGGUUAAUAGAAUAUUCAACGAAGUAAAUACAUUCACAGUUCAUAAGAUGGGAUUGUGUCCUUAAUCGAUUGUCUAUUGUUCAAAAAAUAACAUUUAAUAUAUACCUAUUUCGUUCUAUAUCUUGGAUAUGCAAAUAUUUUAUUGAAAUAAACAACGAAACUGAUUUUUUCCUGUAUGUCACUCGAUUAAGGAUAGAUUGUCUUUUGAAACUUCGUAGUAAUUGUUAGUGCCGUAAUUAGCUGUAUUUUUAUCACUAAUACUUACAUUUUAACUGAAAGGUCGAGUAUUUCAAAUUCGUCUGGAGCGAGUUUUACAAAAUACUGUUUGAAAAUAUAAAUCUAUGCUAGAUCCAGAGAUAUGCUACUGGUUUACCGCAAAAUGUAAUCAACUUCAUGGUACAUUGUUAACUGAUGAGUAAAUUCACCUGAAGCUUACAGAAUAAACUUGAGGUACUUGUGAGUUCAUCAUGUAUUUCGAAAUGACGGAAAUGUCAAUAAACAAAUAACUACAGCACAGUGCUGGGACACUGCCUGGGUGUCCAAACCGAAGCACGUGGUUUUCUUAGGGAAUACACCCGGAGGUUUCAACCUAAAGGCCUGAUCCAAAAGGUAAUGGAGUAACGUUAUUUAUUUAUUUGAACACAUAAAUAUUGGUACAAGACGGCACCAAAUAUAUAUGCACCACACAAAACAAUGAAAAUUAGAACAAAAAAAAAAGAAGGUAAGGAGCGUAAAAACAAAAGAACUAUGACGAACAGACUAGUGUAAGGUAGUAUAAUAAUAAUAGUAAUAAUGGGGGAAAAGGAAAGGUACAAUGAGAAAAACUCUUUCGGUUAAGGAAGAAACAACCACUUUUUAUGAAAAAAGUAACAGAAGGUUACAGCAGAAUCGACACUGGCUUCUAUUCUCAGCCAUAUUUGAUAACGUCUCUAGCCACUGUGUUGCACCAUCUCUAUUACUCAAGCCAAAGAGUCGUGAAGGACCGACAGAAGCCAGUCUUUUGCAGCUUUUUUCAUACUACGACACCAUUUCAUACACUGACCAUCUCUCCGCUUCUUCCAACCAGUCCCGGUGUCCGCAAAUAAUGCACGAUGUGGAAUUCUCUGGAACGACAUUCGGAGAACAUGUCCAAGCCACCGAAGUCGAUGUUUCAAGAUGGUAACACCAAUUGCAUUAUCGUUUCUGUUCCCGAACACACGAUGCCGAACCUCUGCAUUACUGACAUGGUGUUGCCACUGAAUGUCAGCAAUCCUUCGGAGACAGCGAUGAUCGAACACAGAGAGUCGUCUAACGUCCUUAACUCGGAGAGACCAGGUUUCACAAGCAUAGAGCAAAACUGCUCUCACCGACGUGUUGUAGAUCCGACCUUUUACAACCAGACUAACAUCACUAAGGCGCCAGAGAUGACCCAGAUUGGCAUAAGCCGCUCUGGCUUUCACUAUACGUGAAUUAGUCUCAUCACUCACACCCCCACCAGCACUUAUGCAGCUACCUAGAUACACGAACUUCUCGACUACUUCUAUCAGCUCACCAUCCAGGGUGAGUACAGGAUUAGAAUCCUGCCAGUCUUGUAGAAGUACUUUGCACUUCGAAGGUGCAAAGCACAUACCGUACCUACGGACACUGAUUGCCAACUGAUUAAGUGCGGAUUACAUGACUUGGGCAUUAUCUCACAGUAAGACAAUAUCGUCCGCAUACUCAAGGUCGAGAAGUCUUUCUCCAGGCAACAGAUCCACACCGCCAUUACUUACAUCCAUCAGCGUUGUUUCCAGAAUGUCAUCGAUGGCAAAGUUGAAGAGGACUGGCGAGAUUGGGCAACCGUGCCUAACCCCACUGCUCGAAUGGAACAAUGGAGAGAGGUGGUUGUAUGCCCUCACUCUGCCUGAAGUGUUUGUAUAUAGGGCUUUUAGGAUGUUAAUAAACUUCUCAGGCACACCCUUCUUCAAUAGACAAUCCCAGAGAACAGUCCUGUCCAACGAAUCGAAGGCAGCCCUGAUGUCAAGAAACACUACGAUUGUUGGCUUUUGAUAAGCAUGACGGUGAAGAUAUGAUGAAUACAUCCUCGACCGGAACGAAAACCAGCCUGCUCCUUGCGAGUCAAUCUUUCUCGGGUUUUGAACAACCUACGAAGUAUGACAGAAGCCAAUAGCUUGGACGCAAUUGGAAGUAGACUUAUCCUCCGAUAGUUGUUACAGGAACGACGUGAACCCUUUUUAAAGAUAGGGACAACUAUCGACUCAUUCUAUGACGUUGGUGGACCAGUCGUCACCGGCCAUGGAGGGCAAGACAGUCUGACCGAUGUUGCCAGAGCAGCAGGCCAGUUGAACUGCCCUUCGAAGAAUUCUGCCUAUCGUCCAAGACGUCGAUGGAUGUUAGUGAUUGGCAUCCCGUCAUCCUCAUAGACUGUUUCGCUCACAC
Molecule: messenger RNA, 5393 nt
Organism: Schistosoma haematobium
Lineage: Eukaryota; Metazoa; Platyhelminthes; Trematoda; Strigeidida; Schistosomatidae
Exons: 3
Coding region: 2287-2883 (198 amino acids)
Source: RefSeq, a predicted model, not a curated record